This is a messenger RNA of Tupaia belangeri chinensis (Chinese tree shrew), 3667 nucleotides long. RefSeq names its product CD28 molecule (gene CD28). The record is from RefSeq and is a predicted model, not a curated record. Gene Ontology annotation, biological process: T cell activation; T cell costimulation; T cell receptor signaling pathway. The coding region runs from base 289 to 870 and encodes 193 amino acids. The transcript is spliced from 4 exons. Gene Ontology annotation, cellular component: membrane; external side of plasma membrane. NCBI's taxonomy places the organism in Eukaryota, Metazoa, Chordata, Mammalia, Scandentia, Tupaiidae.
CGUCUUUCACUCACCAAUUAUUUAAUGAGAUCCUAUUAGUAGGGAAUUUGAGAUAGAAGUGUAACACAUGGUUCUUGCUGUCAAGAGACUUGGAAACUUGGAGCCUAGAAGAAAUACACAUGAAUCAAAAGUUACAGAAAUUAAAUCACAUGAAACAAGAGUUGUUCAAAGUAUAGAACCUGAUCAACUGGCAACUGAGUGAUACAGAGAGUAAUUUUUCUGAGGCCUGAAGAGAAAGCGGGAGGUGGGAAUUCUCUUGAAAACAAGAUUUUGGUGACACAAUUGCCCAUGCUUGUGGCGAACAACAAUGCGGUCAACCUUAGCUGCAAGUAUACCUACGACCUCUUCUCAAAGGAGUUCCGGGCAUCCCUUUAUAAAGGAGUGGACAGUGCCAUGGAAGUCUGUGUUGUGAGUGGGAAUUAUUCCCAUCAGCUUCAGUUUCACUCAAAUACAGGGUUCCACUGUGAUGGGAAGUUGAGUAACGAAACAGUGACUUUCUCCCUCUGGAAUUUGUAUGUUAAUCAAACAGAUAUUUACUUCUGCAAAAUCGAGGUUAUGUAUCCUCCUCCUUACCUAGACAAUGAGAAGAGCAAUGGAACCAUAAUCCAUGUGAAAGAGAAAAAUAAUUGUUCAGGUCCACAGCUUAUUGAGUAUUCUAAGCCCUUUUGGGCGCUGACGGUGGCUAGUGGAAUCCUGGCUUUCUAUGGCUUGCUAGUGACAGUGGCCCUUUUUGCUUAUUGGAUGAAAAAUAAGAAUAACAGGCUCCUUCAGAGUGACUACAUGAACAUGACUCCUCGGCGGCCCGGGCCCACCCGCAAGCACUACCAGCCCUACGCGCCAGCUCGCGACUUUGCGGCAUACCGCUCCUGACAUGGAGGCCUAUCCAGAAGCCAGCCGGCUGGCAUCCCUCCCUCUGCUCAACAUCACUGCUCUGGAUAGGAAAGUACUUCUUCAGCCGGCUACCUCAGGACCCUGGCAGGCCACCAAUGCCAAUUUGUCUUGAGGGACUAGACCACAGGUAGAGAUCAUUUUGAGACUCUGAAAUGAAGUUAAAGAAACUUCCUGUGGCAGUUUAAGUCUUGCAGUGCCAUGACUCAAAUUCAAACUUACCAUCUAUUUAUUGACUUGAUUGAGAUGUUAGGGUAGAAAACAAAAACUGGGUAGAUUUUGUUAGCCUUGAAACCUGCUUCCAAGAUGCUGGCUGAGCCAGUCCUUUCUCAUUCCCUUGCACAUCCCAAUCAAGUAGUGUGUGAUAUACAAAUACUUUUUGAAGAAGAAAAGCUAGGAAAUCACUCCUUUUGGUUAAAUAGGUUUAAGGUGAGAGUGGAGGAGUAGGUAGGGAGACUUAAAUAUUUAAAAGCCCUCAAAACACUGUCUUCUCAUCAAAAUGAGCCACUCAGUUCCUAUUUAAUCCAUUUUCCUUUUAGUUUGGAAUAAAGACAUUGUCUUUGGUGAAUUCAUACCAUAUUUGGUUGUUUUGAUCAAUGGGAGCUCCUCAAAGCAAUGCUAGGCAAGCUGAUUUGCUUUCCUCACUUCCUGUCAUGGGAUUCAGUGUUCACAAUAUGAUCUUGAAAGGAUAAAAUAGUCUCCCACCAGGGAAGAAUGUGUCAGAAGAUAAAAUCACUUUAUGCCAAAAAUAUUAGAAUAUGAUGAAGAAUUAUUCAUUAGCAUCUCACUUCAGUCAACUCAUAGGGGCUUUUCUGUCCUAUUGUUUCUAUCUUACAUAGUGGUCUCUUCAUUGCCUCCAUUGAGGUCUGAUGUGGGAUUUUGAAUGAGAAUCCGUAGGAGAAGUGAGGAUCUGUGAAGAAGGGGUAUUAGCAUUCAUUAGAUAUGAGGGAGGAGUCCCUGUAAGCUUCUUCUGAAGGAGGUUAGGAUGGAAGGGAAUGACACAAUUCUUGUCAUGUGCCAUGGAAUUGGUUUUAUUUUAGCAGGUGUUAAGUUUUCCAGAAGGUGUCAGGCAGAAGGAACCCUGGGAAGAGUUCCUUUACAGGAAAUUUUUUUUGUGCCUUAGGGUUCAGAGUUUCAGAACCCUGUGGAUUCAAUUGCCUGUGAACCCUGGAGGCCCAUUGACUUGGAAACACAUUUUGAAGUGUGUAUUUGGAGACUUCUAAGUUCUCAAGAGACUCUGCAAAGCGUGACUCUGGAAUGACCAUGGAUAUUUUUCUAUCUUCAGGUUGGGUCAACUGGAUUAUGCCUGGGACCUUAAAGAAUGACUCUAUUUUUGCCUUUAUAGUUUGUUCAGUGGUUCAUUUUAUUCAGGUGUUAGAGGAACCUAGGUCUUUGAGGCAGGUGAUCUAGUUCAAGUUACAUUAUUAGCUGAAUGCACAUCUAAGACUAUGAUUCUUCAACUACGAAAGGAAAAAAUGCUCACAAAUGUCUGCUCCUAUGCUAUUAUCCACAUGGGGGCAUGGAACGAAACUGUCUUUAUCUUUGCUUAUCCCUGGCUUUUAGCAUCAUCCUGACAUAUAAUUUUAGCUAUUAAUACUAUGACCACAUAGAUAAAUUAUGCAUAAAAAUUAAGUUGGGCCAUGACUUAAUAAGAGAAGGAAAACAAUACACAAAUUUAAACCCACUACCCAGGGAUGAGGUGCUAUAGUAAAUAAGAACCUCUUAACUUCCACCAUUUUCCUGUUUCUUGAAAUACAUUCUCUAGUAAUAAAUGAUAGGACAUUUCCCCUAACUUUUGUGUAUAUAAAGAGGACUUUUAACUCUUUUUUAAUGUGAGGAGCAGGGUAGGGAUGAUAAUAAUUUGAUUCCAGACAGAAAAUAUUGUGCUUUGGUUGAUUUUAAAUUGGACUUCGAAGAAGGUCAAACUCAGCAGUACUGGGUGAUGAGGGACUGUUGACUUUACAUUGCACUGUGCCACCUGCCAGCCUUUGGGCAGAGUUCUUCAAUACUAGUUAUCCAAUUGUAUUUAAAAAUGAUGAAGCUAGGGAAGUUUUAGAAAGGGCAGUGGCAAAUAAUAAAUAGAAGCAUUUUGUAAAUGGAAAGAUUUGAUCUUAAGUAAUAAGUGGUUUUAUUUUCUAACUGGAAAAAUAGGUUUACUAAAGAUGAAUCACAUUUGAGAUUUUUCUUACUCACUCUGAAUGGAACCAAAGUAAAAAUGUUACACAGGGAAGUCUAUUUUCACUAUUAGUAUGAACCAAGAAAUGGUUUAAAAACAGUUGGUUGGAGCGAUGCUUUCAUAGUUUCAGAUAUGAUAAUUAUGAAGAAAACAAUGUCAUUUGCUGCUAGUGUUGUCAGAGUCCUAUAAUUAAUGAUAUGCCUGUAAUUUUUUAUUGUAAACUCAUGUAAUUUUAGACUGAGCAUGCCAAUUUAAAGUGACCAAGUGUACAUUAUAUUCUGUGUAUUCAGUGAUAAAAUUACUAAACUACCAUGUGCAUGUUUUAAAAUUUGUGCUUUAAUAUUGUUUUAAGAGUAGGUAUGAUUCACUUUGGCAAUCAAUCUGGGGAAAAUGCCAUUUAAAAGAGGGAUGGGAUAAGUCCUUUUAUGACUCUCUAAUUCAACCUCUUAACAAAAGAACUAGACUUUCAAAUGUUAAUUUUAUUUCAAGCAAAGUACACUUCUGGUGUGCUUUCUUCAAUCACAUUUUCUCAACAGGACAAUGAUUUACCUCUGAGAUGUCAGACUGGCUUACCCAUGCAUUCUGUGUGAUGUGAAUGUUCUA